Messenger RNA from Monoraphidium neglectum, 1755 nucleotides. RefSeq lists its product as hypothetical. The record is from RefSeq and is a predicted model, not a curated record. The transcript has a single exon. NCBI's taxonomy places the organism in Eukaryota, Viridiplantae, Chlorophyta, Chlorophyceae, Sphaeropleales, Selenastraceae. Gene Ontology annotation, biological process: carbohydrate metabolic process. Bases 1 to 1755 code for a protein of 584 amino acids.
AUGAGGCCGCUUAUUACAGCGGCUCUCGGGGUCCUACUGGUUCUGCAAAAUUCUGUAGCAGCUGAUCCCGCGGCCGAGCCCCUGUCGCGGCGCUUGGCGGGGGCGCUGUCCGCCGCUUGGGGUGCCCAGCAGGCUGCGCGCACCGCUGUUGCAGCGCAGCAGUGGGACACGACCGCCGCAGCAUCAGCGUUGGAGGGCAUCGACGGCCUAUGGCAGCGCACUGCGGCGGGCGAGUACUUCCGCCUGCUGCAGAACAUCACAGACACGCUGGCGGCCGGCGGCCCACACUUCGCCGCAAGCCCCGGCGCCGUCGGCAACGGUCUGCUUACCCUGUACCUAGUGACGGGCGAGCGCAAGUACUUCCAGCAAGCGACUUCCGAAUGGCAGCAGCUGCAAGCGCUCACCCGACCCCUCGGCGGCGGCGGCGGCGGCAGCCCGGCGGGCACGAGCGUCCCGCCGCCCCUCGAGAGCCUGCCUUUCUUUGCGCGGUACGCAGCUUUGGUCCGAGACGCGCCCGCCUUGGACGCCGCCGCCAAAUGGACGGCUAAUUAUGCUCGCGGCUCGGCCGGGGCCCCUUUCAGCGGCUUCGACGCGCCGCGCAUGGCCGCGUUUGGCUCAGCGCUUGUGGGCGUGCUUGACGCCUUGCCGAGUGACCACCCUGCAAGGGCGGAUUUGGUGGGCCUGAUGGGUGCUUACACGGACGCAGUCGUGCGGCCGGGCAGCGCCGUGGCUGGGCUGUGGCGGGACGAGCCGCAAGCACUCGGAGCCCCCAGCGGCCCAGCGCGCGCCGCCUCGUGCCUCGUGGCAAAUGCCCUCGCGAAGGCCGCGCGCCGCCGCUGGUUGCCGCCGCCCGCGGCGCGCGCCGCCGCGGCGGUGGCGCGCGGCGCGUUCGCGGGCGCCGCGGCCGCGUUCUCUGUCGGCGGCGCCGCCGCCUCAGACGGCGUGUCUGCGGGUCCUGCGGCGCUGGGCGCGUGCCUGAUGGCGGCCAAUGAAAUGGAGGCCGCCGCGCUGCCCAAGCCUGGCCGCGGCAGGGUCGUACUGCUCGACUCGUACUUCAACAAUGAGUCGCGGAUUGACCAGAGCGGCCACGCGCAAUCGUGGCACUACAAAUGGGGCGAGCGCGGCGACGGCGGGUUCUCGUUCCUCGCCGGCGUGUUUGAGCGCGCCGGGUUCGAGCUGCGGACGUUGUAUGGGCCGCCCACGGCGGCGGCUCUGGAGGGCGCGGCCGUGUACAUAAUAGUCGACCCCGAUACGGGCAAUGAGUCCUCAAAGCCAAACUAUGUCGGCCGCGCGGACGUCGACGCGAUCCGCGGCUGGGUUGGCGCCGGCGGCGCACUCGUCCUGAUGGGCAACAACGUCGGCAACUGCGAGCUCACCCGAUUUAACGAUCUGGCUUCCGCUUUCGGCCUGAGGUUCGCCGGGGACACGAGGGGCCGCGUCCCGGGGACGGAAUUCGCGGCGGGCAAGGUCGUCAUCCCGGCUGGCAACGAGAUCUUCGCCCCGGGCGACCUGUUCAUUAAAGAAUACAGCAGCCUGCAGCUCGCCGGUGGCACGGCGCGCGCCGUGCUGAGGGACGACGGCGGGGCGGUGGUGGUGGCGGUCAGCAGCUACGGGCAGGGCAGGGUGUUUGCAGUCGGGGACCCCUGGCUGUACAACGAGUACGUGGAUGGCCGGAGGCUGCCGCCAAGCUACGGCAACUUCCAGGCAGCUGCCGACCUUGUCGAUUGGCUGGCGUCCGCGUCGCCAAAACCCUAG